AUGGAGAUGGGUGAAGACUAUAUCGACAUGGAUUACACUCCACCCCUCUCAUCGCGCUCGGAUAGCCGAGCGAGAAGAGUGCAGCAGAACCCCCAGGAGAUCAUGAGGGAAUUUUGGAAUCAGUUCAGUACCAAGUACCCCGGUAAGGUCUACACUGUUCUGCCUGACAAUCCGUAUGCUCGCUCCAAAGCGGCGAGUAUACGGAGGGGCACGAUCAAAGGUCAGAAUGCGGGGAAGUCCUACGAGCAAGCCAGACAAGAGUGCGAACUGGCUGUCGAGCGCAUCGUGAAAGAGUGCAGGCGGGUGAAUCAGAAAUAUACCGAUCCACAUUUUGAUAUUGAGGUCGACCUCAAAUCUGGACGGAGGGAUUGCUUGGAUUCGCUCGAUCACAAGAAUCAUGAAAUGCGCCCGAAAGGGGUCAAAAGAGUCACUGAAAUCUUCGAGAAUCCGCAAUUCUUCGUCAAUGGACCAACUGCGUCGGAUGUGCGCCAAGGCCGCGAUGGCGAUUGUUGGUUUAUGGCCGCUCUCUGCACGAUGGGCAACAAGCAUGGUUUGAUAGAGAAGAUCUGUGUUGCACGGGAUGAGAACGUCGGAGUUUACGGCUUCAUCUUCUACAGAGACGGGGAAUGGCAAAAGUGCAUUGUGGACGACAAGCUGUAUCUUCGUGCAGCCGACUACGACGAGUCCGUUGAUGAGAGACCCAUUUGGGAUGACAUCAACCGCAGUGACACCGAAGAGGAGUAUCGCAAAGUCUGGMAGACAGGCUCACGGGCGCUCUACUUUGCCCAGUGUGUGGAUCCAAACGAGACAUGGCUGCCUUUGCUGGAGAAAGCCUAUGCCAAGGCACAUGGUGAUUUUUCCUCAAUCGAGGGCGGGUUCGUAGGGGAGGCACUCGAGGACCUGACAGGAGGUGUCACGUCAGAUAUCCUGACCAGCAACAUCCUGGACAAGGACCGAUUCUGGAAGGAAGAGCUUAUGAAAGUCAAUGAUGAAUUUUUGUUCGGCUGCGGUACGGGACUGUUUUCCAACUGGCUAGAUCCUAAAUACCAAGGGCCUCCAAGAGAUAGAAAGGGAAUUUCCGAAAAUCAUUCAUACUCAAUCAUGGAUGCGAGGGAGGUCGACGGUCGUCGCCUGCUGCGAUUGAGGAACCCGUGGGGUAAGAAAGAAUGGAACGGUGCAUGGAGUGACGGAUCAGAGCAAUGGACACCAGAGUGGAUGCAGAAAUUGGAUCACAAGUUCGGAAAUGAUGGUUUCUUUUGGAUUUCCUACGAGGAUCUCCUCAAAAAGUAUCAACAUCUUGAUCGCACCCGUCUCUUCGGGCCUGAGUGGACAGUCACCCAGCAAUGGACCAUUCUCAAUGUGCCAUGGUCAGCGGACUAUCACAGCACGAAGUUCAGGCUGGAUGUGAUAACCGCCGGCCCUGUCGUCAUCGUCCUCUCUCAGCUGGAUACGCGGUAUUUCAGGGGCCUUGACGGUGAAUAUGACUUUGUCCUGAAGUUCAGAGUGCAGAAGGAGGGAKAAGAAGAAUACAUCGUCCGCAGCCAUAGCAGCUACCUUAUCAACCGAUCAGUGAGCGCCGAGGUCGAUCUCGAUCCUGGCCGAUAUCAUGUGCUCGUGAAGGUCACUGCCUACAGAAAAGACGGCGUCGAGGCCGCAGAAGAGGUCGUCAGCCGCCUGGCGUCAGUCAAGCGGGAGAAGCUCGUUCAGAUUGGUCUCUCGUAUGAUCUCGCGCACGCCAAGGGUCUGGUCGUAGAGACAGAGCAGGAGAAGCAAGCGCGCGAAGAGCGUGAGCUGCGUCGCAGAAAACUUGAGAGACGAAAGCUGCGCGAAGAAACCAAGAGGAAGCUUCAAAAGGAGUGGAUCCGAGGACGCAAGAUGGCUGCACGGAAAGAGCGGGCCGCAGAGAGACGUGUCGCAAUGAGCAAUGGCAGCCUCAACCAAAAGCAACCUGACAAGCGGGCCACCGAGCAGGUCUUUCCCGAUGGUCCUGUGCAAUCUCCCGCAGACUUGGCAGGCGCUGCUACAAAUGGUUUUGAUACCAAGCCGGUGCAGAACAGCAGCGUUCCCACGAUCAAUCUCCCAGAGGACCACCAUUCGAAACAUGUGAGGCAACGAAACAGGGAGAGCCUCCGCUCGAGUCUGGACACCACUUUCUCCAUGACCCAUUCAAUAUACUACAGCGAACAAGAGCUGCUGGAAGGAUUUGAGUUUGACUCGGAUCUCGACAUGCCCCCUGAGGAGCAUGAGGAGACAAAGGUCCCGCCUGCCUCGUCUACCUGCUGUCCUGGAGCCAGUAGCGAUCCAUGGAAUGCAGUCUGCGUGGUGGGAUUGCGGGUUUAUUCGAAAGACCAGCAUCUGUCUCUCGCUGUCGUUCGGCCUGUGCCGGAGGACGACGUCGAAGCAUCUCUUGACAUGGACGAUCCGGCCGCUAGCGCCACUCUGGCGAAGAGCAAGUCCAGUCGAAUGCUCAGCAAUCAUUGA
This is a messenger RNA of Aspergillus pseudoviridinutans, 2481 nucleotides long. Its product is annotated as calpain-like protein. Gene Ontology annotation, cellular component: cytoplasm. The coding region runs from base 1 to 2481 and encodes 826 amino acids. The transcript is spliced from 7 exons. The record is from RefSeq and is a predicted model, not a curated record. Lineage: Eukaryota; Fungi; Ascomycota; Eurotiomycetes; Eurotiales; Aspergillaceae. Gene Ontology annotation, molecular function: calcium-dependent cysteine-type endopeptidase activity. Gene Ontology annotation, biological process: proteolysis.